Aquila chrysaetos chrysaetos is the source of this 10879-nucleotide messenger RNA. It is a transcript of the gene PPP1R9A, whose product is annotated as protein phosphatase 1 regulatory subunit 9A. The coding region runs from base 476 to 4504 and encodes 1342 amino acids. The record is from RefSeq and is a predicted model, not a curated record. Gene Ontology annotation, cellular component: postsynaptic density; actin cytoskeleton; cytoplasm. Gene Ontology annotation, biological process: calcium-mediated signaling; actin filament organization; neuron projection development. The transcript has 20 exons. NCBI's taxonomy places the organism in Eukaryota, Metazoa, Chordata, Aves, Accipitriformes, Accipitridae. Gene Ontology annotation, molecular function: actin filament binding.
GCGCGGCGGCUCUCCUCCCCCGCGCUGCCGCCGCGGGUGUGCGCGCGGAGCCGUAUCGGUGCCCCAGCCGCCGCCGCCGUUGCCGUCGCCUGCAAUGGCGUUGAGGCACCGCGGCGGUUGCUGCCUGCUGUCAGGCGGGCGGCGGCAGCGGCCGUUCUCCACAGAGGCGCCGAGCCGCCGCGGGCCGGAGGAGGAGCGGGGGCAGCGCUGAGGCGGGAGGCUGGGGGAAGCCCGCCGCGGCUCUCGGCUGGGUUAAAUCAGCCGUUGUUCUUGAGAGUCUUCGGUUGCACUGCUUUGUCAGAAUUGACCACGUGUGUUUAGAUAUUUGCCUCCAGAUCUUCUGUCCAGUAUGGCCCUGCUGAAGGGCAGUGCCCCCUGAGAAAAACAGUCCUCAAGCAGAAUCUCAGCUGUGACAAACUACCGAGAGCAGUACCACAGAAACUAUGUAAGCUGGUUCUGCGCUCCUGGAGUAAACAUGAUGAAAACGGAGUCUUCAGGAGAAAGAUCAACCCUCCGAAGUGCCUCUCCUCACAGGAAUGCUUACAGAACUGAGUUCCAGGCGCUGAAAAGCACCUUUGACAAACCGAAAUCAGAUGGGGACCAAAAAGCGAAAGAGGAAGGAGAGGCCUCGCAGAGCAGGGGAAGGAAAUAUGGCUCAAAUGUCAAUAGGAUUAAGAACUUAUUUAUGCAAAUGGGCAUGGAGCCCACUGAAAGUGCUGGAGUUACCUCUAAAACCAGGGGGAAGGGUGGCCCUCCAUCACCUCAAAGACGAAUUAGGCCCAAAGAAUUUGUAGAGAAAGCAGAUGGUUCAAUUGUAAAACUGGAAUCAUCUGUCUCGGAAAGGAUUAGUAGAUUUGACACUAUCCAUGACGGUCCUUCCUAUUCCAAGUUUACUGAAACUCGGAAGAUGUUUGAGCGAAAUGCUCAUGAAAUGGGACAUUCCAAUCGCUACUCCCCAAAGAAAGAGAAAGUUGUUUCCAAUGAGCUUCCAGAUGAGUGGUGCAGCUCUAAGUCUCACAGAGGCAGCACUGAUUCACUGGACAGUCUUAGCCCAAGGACAGAGACUGUCUCUCCAACUGUGAGUCAGCUCAGUGCAGUUUUUGAAAACACUGACUCGCACAAUGUCAUCGUUGUAGAAAAGACAGAAAACAAUGAAGAGUACUCUGUAACUGGUCACUAUCCGCUAAACCUCUCAUCUACUGUCGCAAAUAUCUCUUCCCCAGUUCCAAACCUUGAGGGUUUCAGUCCUUUGAAAGAUGCUAGCACGUGGUCUCCCCCAGCCAAACAGAGUACAGGCGUGGUGUCUGUUGAGAACUCUCAGCAGAAUAGCACGCCUUCAGCACCGAGACAGAAGACAUCCACAGGCGCUUCGGCAGGUUCAAAAACAACUGAAGAAAUAAAGAAGAGUACAGAGGCAAGUGCUGAUUCUGUUGAGAGCUCUGCAGCGAGUCAACAGGAUUUGGUCAACGUGAUUGACAGCGAAAGAUCUGUGGACAGCUGUGCUAGGAGUAAAUCAAAAACAGGGACAGAAGUUUUGUUGCAAAAGGAGCGGUCAGAACAUGCAGAGGGUAUCUUUGAUAGACUGGAAGCUGCAGAAUUACCAAGAAAUGUAGCAUCAGGUGGUGAUUUUGCCACAGAUGCUGUUUCAGAUGCUACCGAGUCCCAUUAUGAUGAGGCAAGUGAAAAAGAAGUGCAUGAAGAUGUGAAUAAUUUUCAGAGUUCCCAUGUAUAUAUGCACUCUGACUACAGUGUAUAUCGGGUACGAUCGAGAUACAAUUCUGACUGGGGAGAGACAGGUACAGAACAGGAUGAUCAGGAUGACAGUGAUGAAAACUGUUACGAACCUGAUAUGGAAUAUUCUGAAAUUAAUGGAUUGCCAGAUGAGGAUGAAAUCCCAGCCAACAGAAAAAUACAGUUUAGCCGUGCUCCAAUUAAGGUUUUCAAUACAUAUUCCAAUGAAGACUAUGACAGGAGAAAUGAUGAAGUUGACCCAGUGGCUGCAUCAGCUGAAUAUGAACUCGAGAAGCGUGUGGAAAAGCUGGAGCUCUUCCCAGUUGAACUAGAAAAAGAUGAAGAUGGACUUGGCAUAAGCAUUAUUGGAAUGGGAGUUGGAGCAGAUGCAGGCCUUGAAAAACUGGGAAUAUUUGUCAAAACAGUAACAGAAGGUGGGGCAGCAGAAAGAGAUGGCAGGAUCCAAGUGAAUGACCAAAUUGUGGAAGUUGAUGGCAUCAGUCUGGUUGGUGUUACGCAAAAUUUUGCUGCAACUGUUCUUCGAAACACCAAAGGGAAAGUCAGGUUUGUAAUUGGACGAGAAAAACCAGGACAAGUGAGUGAGGUUGCGCAGCUGAUUAGCCAAACUCUAGAACAAGAACGCCGCCAGAGAGAGCUGCUGGAGCAGCAUUAUGCACAGUAUGACGCAGAUGAUGAUGAGACAGGGGAAUAUGCUACAGAUGAAGAAGAUGAAGACAUGGGACCUGUCCUUCCAGGAGGUGACAUGGCUAUUGAGGUGUUUGAUCUUCCUGAAAAUGAUGACAUGUUCUCCCCCAGUGAUGUGGACACCAGCAAGCUUGCUCAUAAAUUCAAAGAGUUGCAAAUCAAACAUGCAGUUACAGAAGCUGAAAUUCAGAAGCUGAAGACGAAGCUGCAGGCUGCUGAGAAUGAGAAGGUGAGGUGGGAAUUGGAGAAGACCCAACUCCAGCAGAACAUUGAGGAGAAUAAGGAAAGGAUGAUGAAAUUAGAGAGUUAUUGGAUUGAGGCACAAACCCUGUGUCACACAGUGAAUGAGCACCUCAAGGAGACGCAAAGCCAGUAUCAGGCUCUGGAGAAGAAAUAUAACAAGGCAAAGAAAUUAAUCAAGGAUUUUCAGCAAAAAGAACUUGACUUCAUCAAACGCCAGGAAGCUGAAAGAAAGAAGAUAGAAGAUUUGGAGAAAGCACACCUUGCAGAGGUUCAAGGCUUACAAGCCCGCAUACGAGACUUGGAAGCAGAAGUUUUCAGGCUAAUGAAGCAAAACGGGAGCCAGGUUAACAAUAACAACAACAUUUUUGAAAGGCAGACAUCUUUUGGAGAAGUUUCUAGAGGAGAUCCAGUGGAAAAUCUAGAUACUAAGCAAGUGUCCUGCCUGGAUGGCUUAAGUCAAGAUUUCAAUGAAGCAGUGCCGGAAACGGAGAGACUGGACUCCAAAGCUCUGAAGACUCGAGCUCAGCUUUCAGUGAAGAACAAGCGGCAGAGGCCUUCUAGAACAAGGCUGUAUGAUAGCAUCAGUUCAACUGAUGGAGAGGACAGCCUUGAACGAAAGCCGUCAAACAGUUACAGUAGUCCCAUGCACAUUUCAAAAUCACCACUGCCCUUAUGCAUGAGAGCAUCCUCACCAGCAUCAGAUUCUGGUGCUUCCUCCCUCUCCCCUGUGGCUAGCAGUGCAGCAAUCUCACUUGACAACCUAACUGAAAACCAAGAAGAAGGACAGCACCACAAAGGAGGUGUCCUUUCCCCUCAUGCUCAGGGAGACACUCCACUUUCCUCUCCUUCAAAAUCUGGCCACAGCUCUGAAGCAUCUCCUUUGCAUCACCCAGCUGGCAGGAAUAUUUUACAGGAUAAAGAUGGUGCCACAUGUGCUCAGGCAGCAAGAACAACUAGCCCUAUUAUAGGGCAUACAGAAAAACUAAAGCGAAAACUUGCAGAUCUUGGGGCUCCCUUGAGAAGGAGUUCAAACAAGGGCAAGAAGCGGAAAGAGAAAGAAGCUAUUAGGGUGACCUAUGGCAGUAGGACCACCAGAGAGAUGCUGCAGAAGUCAGCAAACACUAAAUCUUUGGCAGAGCGAUCCUCCUCUCUCCCACACUGUGUACCAUUCACAUGGUAUGGAGAGAGUGGCAAGGGAUCCAAUUCUUCUAGCAACCUGCCAUCACCUACCAGCUCAACUGAACCUUCCUCUGAAAAUAUAAGUCCAGCUAAAAAAGGGUCAAAGAAUUUCACAUUCAAUGAUGAUUUCAGUCCCAGCAGCACAAGUUCAGCUGAUUUGAGCGGUUUAGGAGCAGAACCUAAAACCCCAGGUUUCUCACACUCCUUAGCACUGUCGUCAGAUGAGAGCCUGGAUAUGAUUGAUGAUGAGAUCCUUGACGAUGGACAGUCUCCUAAGCACAGUCAGUGUCAGAGUCGUGCUGUUCAGGAAUGGAGCGUGCAGCAGGUUUCCCACUGGUUAAUGAGCCUGAACCUUGAACAGUAUGUUUCCGAAUUCAGUGCCCAAAACAUUAAUGGGGAGCAUCUCCUUCAGCUGGAUGGGAGUAAGCUCAAGGCUCUUGGUAUGACAUCUUCCCAGGACAGAGCAAUCAUUAAAAAAAAGCUAAAGGAAAUGAAAGCAUCCUUGGAGAAAGCUCGCAAAGCUCAAGAGAAAAUGGAAAAGCAAAGGGAAAAGCUUCGGAAGAAGGAACAAGAGCAACUGCAGAGGAAAUCGAAGAAAACAGACAAGUCUUCAUCAGAUGCAACAGAGGGCACUAAUGAGCAGUGAUAAGCAGAAGUGCUGCUGAGUUAGCAAAGUGGAGGCACUUCAAGGGAAGAGAAACUCAUAUCCACCCUGGUGCCCCUGCAGCUUUCUUGUAUUCAUUACACAAGAGUGUAUACAGAGAAAUGGGGCUACACACAGAUUGACUAGGGAAAUUUAUAUUGUGUAGUUUUAUUUUCCUGCAUAUCCAGUUCACGCUCGUUGCUGUUGCCAUGUGAAACAACCUCAGCCCCUCGGUUUGUUUUGUUGUUGUUGACAGCUAACAGAUUUCAUAUUUGUGUGGCAGUGUUUCUUUCCAAACUACUCUUCUCUAUUGAGCUGUAUGUGUUUGGUCACUUCAGUAACCAGCAUGAUGCCGAGGAGCAUGGUCCACUGCUUCACCUCUUCUGAAUAGGAUAGCCAGUCAAAACGAUUGGUGAAUAUUUCUUCAGCUGGAUAAAAGCAGUUGUGCUCUGUCUGAUAAGAGUUAACUUUCUAACUGGAAGUUCAGCUUCUUUACGGUGUUUGGAUACUCAGUUCCGUCUACUGGAGUAAGUUUCAUCUUGCAUCAGUACCUUGAAGCGACACUGCUCUGGAAACACAACUGUUCAGUGACUUCUUAUUAUACACUGGAGAUAAAGACAGGAGAGUCAAUAUUCCCCCUGGGUAAAAGACAGGAGGCAAAACUCUUUCUGUUAACUGUACAAUAGUUAAUCCAGGAAGGAGGCAAAGCCUUAAAUGAUUAUGUGGGUUUACACAGAAAUCUGAGGAUAACAUUUAUCCUUUAGAUAACUGAGCAAGGAUGAAUUUCUAACUAGAGCACAGAGUAUAGAUCUGUAUAAAUUUCAUCGUGCUCCCAGUGUGUAGGCAACUUUCUUAUAGCACACUCCGCUUUCUUUUUCAUGUGUUUUGAACAGGAAACCGGGCUUAUUUUGGUUUGGUUUUGGUUUUUUUUUUCCAAGAAAAACACCACAUCUUCAGAUUCAUUCUCCUAUAAGCAUUGGGAGAAUAAGCUUUGUGUUGUGCUCUUAUGAAGCUGUUGUUAGAAACGAUUAUCAAACUUGAGUCUGCUGAAGAUUUUCAGUUUUUACAGAAGUGCACUUUAAGAAGAGGAAGACGAGGGAUUCUGGUUAAAAUUAAAUUCAGUACAUUGCUGUUAAGAUCAAUGCUGCCAUGGAGGUGACGGUUACUAAAUCUAAAGCUGCCAUAUAUUAACUGUUUUCAUUGAUGUGUUUAAAGAAUAUCCCCACCAAAACCUGAAUUUUUGGGCGCAGGCUGUAGAAUGUUUUGAUGGCUUAGCAGUGGUUGUAUGACAUCCUUCAGAGAUUUCUGUUUUCCUGGUAUAUGAGGCCAUCGGCAAAGCCUGCUGUGUAGUUUUGACUAUGACAGAAGCAGCGUAUAGCUCGCAGUGCAUGGUGUUACUGCCUCUUAAGAGCGGUAUUAAAAUAUUCAGUAUUUCUUCAAAAGAAUGGGCAGACAACAAGCAAAUACCCACAAUGAGAAGCUAGAGGUGUUAUCUUACUGCUUUAUAGUCAUAGCUAACUACGUAGCAGCAUUUACAGUUGAGAAACGUCACUUCCCUUUCAUGCAUUCUGGAAGUUGCAGUCUUCGUCUGGUCAUAUCAACCCAUAAGCAGUUUAAGAUGUUGAUGCAAAGUUAGAAUCUUGAACUUACAAAUUUGCCAGCCUAAAAAAUGCAAAUAUUGAAUUCUUUUGAAGAAAAUGUUUGUUUUCGUUUGGCUUGGCUUCUCUUCCGCUCUGUACUUUAUAGCAUUCAGAUUUGUGUCUGUAAAGUUCUCUGAAGAUCGGAUUUGAAACAGUUGGCGUGCAAUGUUUAUAGUUAAAUUUCUUUUGAUCCUAAUAAUUUCUUUGACAUGUAAAAUGGUCUGUAAACUGAGAGAGCCUAGUUCAUUCAAAAUUAAUGCACAACAGAUCUACUUAGCAUUAGCUUUAUUUUUCCUUCCAAAUCCAAUUUCUACAAGUUUCUGAUGUAUAUUUUAUUCAGAUGUAAAAAUGAUAUCACCAUAAAAGAUACUUCCUGGUAUUUCUAAAGGCUUGUGGUAUUUUUCCUGAGAUACACCACUGCCAAAAAAAUAUACCUGCUAACAAGAUUUCCACAUUGCAGUGAAUCUUUCUGCACUCUUUGUAGGAGAAAAAUUAUACAACUGUUUAACAGCCUUGUAAAACUAGCAUUCUGUUAUUUUAGGAGGUUAUCAGUUUAUAUUUGAGUAAGAGAAGUUACCUGGAAGAAACUGGAAAUUUAAUAUUUUAAAUACAAUGUUGAUAAAUGCAUUCGAUUAUGAUUUUCUUUUUAAAUUAUGUUUACAUUGUAGUAAUGUUUAACUGGUUGUACAUAGUAAUGUAAGGUGGUGUCCCUGUUUUCUGUUCUUUGUUUUCUUAGAAAACUGAGGAGACUGCUUGGCAUUAUAUAUUGAGUUUUCAUUCUUGCUGCUUAGAACAGUGCCUAGUUAAUCUCUUCAUAAAUCAGAUUCUUAUUCUGCAGAAUAACUAGUUCGACUUAAGUCCUUUAAGUAUUCGGGGGGGGGGGGGGUUAUUGCUUUGUGGUAAGGUUAUUUUGUUAUUCUCAGACUAAAAAAAAACCAACAAAAACCUAACUUAAAAAAACCUGGUAGCUUAAAAACCUGGUAGCUUAAAUUUAAAAUAAAACCAUAAAAUGCAUUUUGGCCAACACAUGAAAACUAAGCAAACCAAGCAAUGUCAAGAGUUUUGCUUUUUCCAUGAUAAAAGAGAUUUAUGUGGUUUCUUUUACUAAGUAUGGUAACUCAUUGUUGGGAUGUGGAGACGUCAUGUGGUAAUGGCAUGUAUGAAACAAAAUAUAUGGAUGUCUCAUUGUUCUUAACUUAAACUUCCUGUAAACCAAUGCCAAGUCAGACUAAUGUGGGGUUUUAAUGUAAUAAGAAGAAACAAAUAUUCCACGCUAAAUGACUGGAAAGACUUUUUCUUUUGGCUCACCUGCAAAUGUAACUGUCACCUACUUUGCAUAUUCGUUUGUGGAGCUAAAGCAAUUUUGAGUAUGCUGACUUGCCUGGCCACCUUUAAACUGCUGUGCAGGCAGCGUGGUGUUUCCACGCCUCUUGCCGUGCAUCUGUGUCAUCUUUACACCUAGGUGACCAGAGCAGGCUGGUGAAGUAACUUCUCCCUGGUUACGGUGGUAGGCCAGUUCUGUAAACUCUAGUUCUGCUCAUUGCUGCAGUAUUGCCAGGUUGUGAAUGUGUCAAGCCUUUGAAAGGGUGAAGAAAGGAGAGUUAGCAAAACAUGGAACUCUGAAAAAUAGAAAUUAAAAGAUACAACACUGCAGGUUACUUUAGUCCUAAAAAACCUAGUGUUUAUACUGAGAUUGUGGAGAGAGUGGUGGCUCAUUGCUCUGUCCAAAUCAGCCAAACAUACUGACAUUACUCGUUUCUAGCUUCUAUUUUCCCAUGUGGUAGGGUGCUGUACCUGUGCUACCUCCGUGUUAAAACUCCCAAUUCGGUUUCAGUCUGCCCAGGCAGAUCAGGACCAGGGCGUGAGGAAGGAGCCAAACCUGUUCAUUGCAAUGCACGGAGUAUUGCCCACUGCUGUUUGCAUUUCACCCACCGCUCUGAGCAAGUCUGGUGGGAGUCACUGUAAGUGGAGCCUGUUCUAGAUCAUAGGUUAGAGUUGCACAGUGGAACAGAAGUCAGUAAUAAAAAGCUGAACAGAGUUAGGUGAUGUUUGUAUCUCAGUGUAUACAAAGGCUUUUGCAUUUUUUUAACUUUUUAAAUUUUUUUGCAAAGGCAUCUGUUGUGCCAUGACUCUAUUCUGCUCCAGGGAUACCACAAGAAUUGAGCUUUUACUAGAAUUACUGAGCAGCUUUCCUCUGAAGCUUGCCAGUCCUCAGCUCUCAUUGACAUUCACAGGCUCUUGACACUGAGCAUCGGGGUUCCUCAUACUUCAUUGCUUCCAUCAGAGCCUCCUGUCCUCCUGAGCUGCUCCACUGUCACCUCCUAGCUCACGUGCUGGCAAGUAAGAGGUGGGCAAUGUUGUGUGAUUUUUGUGAAUGAAUUGUGUUCCACUUUUAAGUCAGAUAAAGAAAUCCCACUCUUGUUAAUAGUGCAGAAUCCAGUUCUACAGUAGGAAGGAAGAGGAUCAGCAUUUAGUUGGGUACGGCCAAGAAGUACUGUUCAGGUACCGACACAACACUGAAAAUCAAAAGGAAAGGUUUGCACAGAUUCAGCUGUCGUUCUUCACAGCAUCUGCACUGCAGUCUGUACUGUUUCUCGGCGCUGAAAUUUUGGGGAAGUUUGCAAGAAUUAAGUCUUAAUGUUGAUUUCUUAGCCGUGUGUUUACAGAGAGAAAGAUAUCGUCAAGGCAAAAGUAAAACCUGAUUUUGCUCUUUUUUGAUGUGGCCUCAUCCCCUGCACUGUCAUCAAACUAAGUGAUAGAGGGGCUGGACCCUUUUAAUAGCACUUCAUUCAUUCUGUGCUCUCCCUCACUUGAAAACCUCAGGAAACCUAUGUUGUUGUCCAAAACACUGAAAAGACAAGAUGUUUGAAAAAAGCAGCACAUAUUUAAUUAAGUUGCAAGUCUUUAACGGUCGAAAUGGGCAGAGUGCACAGAGCAGUUAGAUGGUUUUGGUUUAGUUUUGUUAAAUUAGUGGUUGAAAAUAAUGAAAUCAGUUAAUCUUUCUAGAAAUGUUGGAGCGAUUUGUGGCUUGAUUCCCUCUUUAAAUAAAUAUGUAUGGUUUUGUGUAUGUACAUACAUAUGUACAUACAUGGAUAUUCAUACAGAUUGACACUGCACUAGUAGCAGUUCUGGGCGUUCCAGGGCUGUAGGCACGCCGACUGCAUGGUAGGCAGAGGGCCACGGGGACUGUCCACAAGCUCGGAGGAGCAAAGCACUGCCCCUCGGUCUCACCAGCGUGCUCACCCCUGUCUGUUCUGGUAGCUUUGCUCACUCUUUCUUGUGGGGUUUUACGCAUUUUGCAAAUCAGAAGAUUUUAAAGUUUUGUUAAAACCGUGUACAGAAUGGUCCUCUGCAGGUCCUUCUGCAUGUUGUCCUCGGGUUGGUUUUUUGGGGUGGGAGGUUGGCAGCAUUGAUUUAUUGGGGUGUCAGUAUUCUAGGAAGGAAACCCAUUUUUAUAUUUUUAACCCUAACUUUGCUUUCUGUUGGAGCUCUUUCAGCAGCUUGUUUUUGGGCAGGAUUAUGCGUGACAUCCGAGGUGACUUACUCACCACAGUGGUGUGGGUCACCUGCAGAUUGCACAGUCCCUUUUGUUAACCUCCUGUAUGGAUUUUACUGUACUUUUUCCACCUGUAGAAGUGAUUUUUCAAAGCUGUGACACCUUAGUCAUGACAUUGAGCCCUCCAAUCCCUCAUCAUAAAAUGAGCUUUCUGUUACUAACCGGCAGUACUAACUGGUACUUCUGCUGUCGGCAUUAAGUAAUGAUUUAAAAAAAGGGCAUCUUACUGGAAGGUUUGGCAGUCGUGCCUUGAGCUGCCUGUUUCUUUGGGAAGUUUGGACUGUGUUAAGAACGAGCCGUAGGGUUUGUGAAACCUGGUCUGUUGAGUUAGGCAGGUUUCUUCUUCCAGAGUGAGGAGAAGUGAGGAGGGCUUGCAGCUCAUGAGGUCAGGUCCAAGCCGCAUAACCCGGGAGCCUGAGCCUCCUGCCGGGUUUCCAGUGGGAGCUUUGUCACUGACACCAGUGGAAGCGGGUUCGGGCCCCGGUGCAGAAGCAUCUGAAGGAAAGGGGGAUCCCAGGGCACCAGACGUAAGGAGUAACCAGCCCAUUUGGAAGUGGGGAGUGCACAGUGAACCUCUUCUGACUCUAUACUUUCCCAUACACAUUUACUGUCCAAACAAGUGCUUUUGUAUUUUCCAGUCACGUUGCAAUGGUAACUCACUGGUCACUGACAAGUGUUAGACAUAUUGCUAGAAGACCAGGCAGCUAAAAGACUAAAAUGCACUGUGCUCACUGUAAAAAUUGGCUUCUUACAUUGUUUCUUUUUAUAUGGUUAAAGAGGUGGUUGCGCUUCAGGUUUUUUCCUUUUCUUCUUUUAAAGAGGUCAAAUGUAUAUGAAGUGCAUGUUAUCCUGAACUUUUUGUUUGUACAUCUUGGUGUCUGAUCAUCUGCAUGAAAGACACAGUAGUGCCAUGUCUGAGCUUGUUCUCUUGUGCUUGGUUGAUAUAAACUUCUCUAGAUUGUUGAGUUUUCCCCAAAAUAGCUUUCAUUAAUAUUUAGUUAUUGGGAGACAUCAAAACAAAACAUCAUGGUGGCCCUUUCUUUUCUUAUUCUUACAGUUCAAAUACAAACAACAAAGCCUUGUGGUUUAAAGUUAAUUUGUUAGUGUAAAUAAAUUUCUUGCCAAUGAGUAUUAUUGUUGUUAGACAACGAAUGCAAUAAAAUGAGAAAUCCUGAAUCUUUA